Cinclus cinclus is the source of this 5839-nucleotide messenger RNA. RefSeq names its product protein phosphatase 1 regulatory subunit 37 (gene PPP1R37). Lineage: Eukaryota; Metazoa; Chordata; Aves; Passeriformes; Cinclidae. The transcript is spliced from 12 exons. Gene Ontology annotation, molecular function: protein binding. The record is from RefSeq and is a predicted model, not a curated record. Bases 1 to 3078 code for a protein of 1025 amino acids.
AUGGACGAGGCCGAGGCCGCGGCGGGGGACGCGGCCCCGGCGGCCGCUGAGGCCUCCCCGGGGGACGGGCGGGGGAGGCCCGGGGCUAAGCGGGUGACGUUCCCGUCGGACGAGGAUAUCGUGUCCGGGGCUGUGGAGCCUAAGGAUCCUUGGAGACACGGAGAAAAGCUGGAUUACCGCUCCUGCGAGGCCAUGGAGGAAAUCUUCAAACGGCUCCAGUUCAAACUGGUGGAUCUGGAACAAACCAGUCUGGACGAGGACGGAGCGUCGGCGCUCUUCGACAUGAUCGAGUACUACGAGUCGGCCACGCACCUCAACAUCAGCUCCAACAAACACCUGGGGGCCCGGGGCUGGCAGGCAGCUGCUCACAUGAUGAGGAAGACCAGCUGCCUGCAGUACCUGGAUGCCCGCAGCACUCCCCUCCUGGAUCACUCGGCGCCGUUCGUGGCGCGGGCGCUCCGGAUCAGCAGCAGCCUCGUGGUUCUGCACCUGGAGAACACUUCCCUGUCCGGGAGACCCCUCAUGCUGCUCGCCACGGCCCUGAAGAUGAACGUGACCCUACGGGAGCUGUACCUGGCCGAUAACAAACUCAACGGGCUGCAGGACUCGGCCCAGCUCGGGAACCUGCUCAAGUUCAACGGGAACCUGCAGAUCCUGGACCUGCGCAACAACCACAUCCUGGAUUCCGGCCUGGCCUACAUCUGCGAGGGGCUGCGGGAGCAGCGCCGGGGUUUGGUGACGCUGGUGCUGUGGAACAACCAGCUGAGCCACGCCGGGAUGGCCUACCUGGGCAUGACCCUGCCCCACACGCAGAGCCUGGAGACGCUGAACCUGGGCCACAACGCGGUGGGGAACGAGGGCGUGCGGAACCUGAAGAACGGAUUGAUCGGGAACCGCUCCGUGCUGCGCCUGGGGCUGGCCUGCACCAAACUCACCUGCGAGGGGGCCGUGGCCGUGGCCGAGUUCGUGGCCGAGUCCCCGCGGCUGCUGCGCCUGGACCUGCGCGAGAACGACAUCAAGACCGGGGGGCUGAUGGCUCUGUCCCUGGCCCUGAGGGUCAACCACUCCCUGCUGCGCCUCGACCUCGACCGCGAGCCCAAGAAGGAGGCGGUUAAAAGUUUCCUGGAGACUCAGAAGGCGCUGCUGGCCGAAAUCCAGAACGGAUGCAAAAGGAAUUUUAUCCUGGCCAAGGAAAAGGAGGAAAAGGAGCAGCAGCUCCAGCACUCGGCUUCCAUGGCGGAAAUUUCCGGGAAUGAUCCCGAGGAAGAUCCCGAAGAAGAUCCCGGAAUUCCCGGCGGCGCUUCCUCCACCCCCGAGGAAAACGGGAACGCGGCUCCGGUUGGAGAUUCCAGCUCGGAUACGGAGGAGGAGGAGGAUGGGAAGGAGUCGAGGGAGGUUGCGGAAUCCGGGAAUUCUGGGAAUUCUGGGAACGCCGAGCGUAGGAUUUCCGUCUCCAGCCCCGGUAGAGGCCGCAAGAUCUUCGUGGUGACGCGCGUGGAAAACGUUCCCGAGGGAUCCGGGGUCGUUCCCGAGGGAUCCGGGGCCGUUCCCGAGGGAUCCGGGGUCGUUCCCGAGGGAUCCGGGGCCGUUCCCGAGGGAUCCGGGGUCGUUCCCGAGGGAUCCGGGGCCGUUCUCGAGGGAUCCGGGGUCGUUCCCGAGGGAUCCGGGGUCGUUCCCGAGGGAUCUGGGGUCGUUCCCGAGGGAUCCGGGGUCGUUCUCGAGGGAUCCGGGGUCGUUCCCGAGGGAUCCGGGAUCGUUCCUGAGGGAUCUGGGGUCGUUCCUGAGGGAUCUGGGGUCGUUCCCGAGGGAUCCGGGGUCGUUCCCGAGGGAUCUGGGGUCGUUCCUGAGGGAUCCGGGGUCGUUCUCGAGGGAUCUGGGGUCGUUCCCGAGGGAUCUGGGGUCGUUCCCGAGGGAUCUGGGGUCGUUCCCGAGGGAUCCGGGGUCGUUCCCGAGGGAUCUGGGGUCGUUCCUGAGGGAUCCGGGGUCGUUCUCGAGGGAUCUGGGGUCGUUCCCGAGGGAUCCGGGGUCGUUCCCGAGGGAUCUGGGGUCCUUCCCGAGGGAUCCGGGGUCAUUCCUGAGGGAUCUGGGGUCAUUCCCGAGGGAUCUGGGGUCAUUCCCGAGGGAUCCGGGGUCGUUCCCGAGAGAUCUGAGACUGUUCCUGAAGGAUCCGGGAUCAUUCCCGACGGAUCCGGCGUCGUUCCCGACGGAUCUGGGACAAUUCCUGAUGAAUCCAGAGUCGUUCCUGACAGAUCCGGAGCCGUUCCCGAGGGAUCUGGGACAACUCCUGGUGGAUCCGGAGCCGUUCCCGAGGGAUCCGGGAUUGUUCCCGGCGGAUCCAAGGUUGUUCCUGAUGGAUCUGGGAUUGUUCCCGGCGGACUUGGAGCCGUUUCCGACGGAUCCGGAACCGUUCCCGAGGGAUCUGGGAUUGUUCCCAGUGGAUUUGGGAUUGUUCCUCAUGGAUUUGGGAUUGCCCCCCAUGGAUUUGGAGCCAUUUCUGACGGAUCCGGCGCCGUUCCCGAGGGAUCUGGGAUCGUUCCCCGUGGAUUUGGGAUUGCUCCUCAUGGAUUUGAAGCCCUUCCCGAACUGGCGCCGUCCCGAUCCGGCGGAUCCGAGGGAAUUCCCUGCGGGAGCCCUUCCCGGGAUUCUCCCCUUCCCAACGGGCUCAAGGCGGAUUUCGCUCGGGCGCUGCCGGAGCCGGGCCCGGAGGGCGACGGAAAAUCGGGAACGUGCGCGGCCGAGCACGGCGUCCCCAAAGUGGUGGCGUGUCUGUCCGCGUUCCUGCUGUGGGAACCCGAGCGCGUUCCCCCGCGGCUCCGCGCCGUCACCGCCGACCAUCGGCGGAUGGAGAAAAUCCUGCGGGAAUCGGGGCUGAGCUGCGUCUUCGUCAUGCCCCCGCACAUCGCCGCGGAGCGGCCGCUCACCGGGGACUACGAGGUGACCGUGGGGGCGCCCGGCGCUCCGGGGUCCUCGCGGGAGAUCUCGGCGCCCGACCUGGGGCACUUCCUGCUGCGCUGCCUGCGCUGCCGCGACUUCGACGGCAAGAGCGUCUACGUCAGCCGGCACUACCCCAAGGAGUAGGGAUCCGCCGGGAUCCGCCGGGAUCCGCCGGGUGCCACUGGGUGCCACUGGGAUCCACUGGGAUUCACUGGGUGCCACUGGGUGCCACUGGGUGCCACUGGGAUCCAUAGGGAUUCACUGGGAUCCACUGGGAUUCACUGGGUGCCACUGGGGUCCACUGGGAUUCACUGGGAUCCACUGGGAUCCACUGGGAUUCACUGGGAUUCACUGGGUUCCACUGGGAUUCACUGGGAUUCACUGGGUGCCACUGGGGUCCACUGGGUGCCACUGGGAUUCACUGGGAUCCAUAGGGAUUCACUGGGAUCCACUGGGAUUCACUGAGUGCCACUGGGUUCCACUGGGAUUCACUGGGAUCCAUAGAGAUUCACUCGGAUCCACUGGGAUUCACUGGGUUCCACUGGGAUUCACUGGGUGCCACUGGGUUCCACUGGGUGCCACUGGGAUUCACUGGGAUCCACUGGGAUUCACUGGGAUCCACUGGGAUUCACUGGGUGCCACUGGGGUCCACUGGGUGCCACUGGGAUUCACUGGGAUCCACUGGGAUUCACUGGGUGCCACUGGGGUCCACUGGGUGCCACUGGGAUUCACUGGGAUCCAUAGGGAUUCACUGGGAUCCAUAGAGAUUCACUCGGAUCCACUGGGAUUCACUGGGUUCCACUGCAAUCCACUGGGAUUCACUGGGUUCCACUGGGAUUCACUGGGUGCCACUGGGUUCCACUGGGAUUCACUGGGAUCCACUGGGAUUCACUGGGUGCCACUGGGAUUCACUGGGUGCCACUGGGAUUCACUGGGAUCCAUAGAGAUUCACUCGGAUCCACUGGGAUUCACUGGGUUCCACUGCAAUCCACUGGGAUCCACUGGGUUCCACUGGGAUUCACUGGGUGCCACUGGGUGCCACUGGGUUCCACUGGGAUUCACUGGGUGCCACUGGGUGCCAGUGGGAUCCACUGGGAUUCACUGGGUGCCACUGGGUGCCACUGGGUUCCACUGGGAUUCACUGGGAUCCACUGGGAUUCACUGGGAUUCAUAGGGAUUCACUGGGAUUCACUGGGUUCCACUGCAAUCCACUGGGAUCCACUGGGAUCCAUAGGGAUUCACUGGGAUCCACUGGGAUUCACUGGGUUCCACUGGGAUUCACUGGGAUUCACUGGGUGCCACUGGGGUCCACUGGGUGCCACUGGGAUUCACUGGGAUCCAUAGGGAUUCACUGGGAUCCACUGGGAUUCACUGGGUGCCACUGGGUUCCACUGGGUGCCACUGGGAUUCACUGGGAUCCACUGGGAUUCACUGGGUGCCACUGGGGUCCACUGGGUGCCACUGGGAUUCACUGGGAUCCAUAGAGAUUCACUCGGAUCCACUGGGAUUCACUGGGUUCCACUGGGAUUCACUGGGUGCCACUGGGUUCCACUGGGAUUCACUGGGAUCCACUGGGAUUCACUGGGUGCCACUGGGAUUCACUGGGAUCCAUAGAGAUUCACUGGGAUCCACUGGGAUUCACUGGGUUCCACUGCAAUCCACUGGGAUCCACUGGGUUCCACUGGGAUUCACUGGGUGCCACUGGGUUCCACUGGGAUUCACUGGGUGCCACUGGGUUCCACUGGGAUUCACUGGGUUCCACUGGGUGCCACCGGGAUUCACUGGGAUCCAUAGGGAUUCACUGGGAUCCACUGGGAUUCACUGGGAUUCACAGGGUGCCACUGGGUGCCACUGGGAUUCACUGGGUGCCACUGGGUUCCACUGGGUGCCACCGGGAUUCACUGGGAUUCACUGGGUUCCACUGCAAUCCACUGGGAUCCACUGGGAUCCAUAGGGAUUCACUGGGUUCCACUGGGAUUCACUGGGAUCCAAUAGGACCCACUGGGAUUCACUGGGAUUCACUGGGAUCCAAUGCGUGCCACUGGGAUUCACAGGGUGCCACUGGGAUCCACUGGGUUCCACUGGGAUCCACUGGGGUUCACUGGGUUCUGCUGGGUUCCAAUGGGAUCCACAGGGAUUCUCUGGGUGCCACUGGGAUUCACUGGGAUUCACUGGUGCCUCUGGGAUUCACUGGGAUCCAAUAGGACCCACUGGGAUUCACUGGGUGCCACUGGGAUUCACUGGGUUCCACUGGGUGCCACUGGGAUUCACAGGGUGCCACUGGGACCCACUGGGAUUCACUGGGAUCCAGUAGGACCUGCUGGGACCCACUGGGACUCACUGGGUUCCACUGGGAUCCACUGAGAUCCACCAGGUUCUGGUGGGUUCUGGUGGGAUCCGGUGCCGGGGUGUGCUGGGAUUUGGUGCCGGGAUUGGUCGUGGGGGGUUUGGGGAUUCCUUGGGAUUCGAUGAUCGCCGGGAUUUGCGGGAUCCAGUUCUGGAAUGACCCCAGGGAUCUGGGGAUCCACCCUUAGGAUGAUCCCAGGGAUUCCUUGGGAUUCGUGUCCUGGGAUGAUCCCAGGAUUUUUGGGGAAUCCAGUUCUGGGAUCAUCCCAGGGAUUUGGGGGAUCAACCCCUGGAUCAUCCCAGGGAUUUGGGGACCUCUUGGGAUUCACAGGCUGGGAUUAGUCCAAGGAUUUUGGGAUCCACCCCUGGGAUGAUCCCAGGAAUUUUGGGGAUCCUUUGGGAUUCAUGUCCCGGGAUGAUCCCAAGGAUUUAAGGGAUCCACCCCCAGUUUAUUCCCAGGAUUUGGGGAUCCCGAGGGAUCCACCCCAAGGAUGAUCCCAAGAAUUGGGGUCCCCCCUCCCCCCAUUCCCAAGGAGAUUAAAUCCAUGUUUGUCCCGGC